Nematocida minor is the source of this 1938-nucleotide messenger RNA. RefSeq names its product DNA helicase MCM8. The coding region runs from base 1 to 1938 and encodes 645 amino acids. The record is from RefSeq and is a predicted model, not a curated record. Gene Ontology annotation, cellular component: nucleus; MCM complex. Lineage: Eukaryota; Fungi; Microsporidia. The transcript has a single exon. Gene Ontology annotation, molecular function: single-stranded DNA binding; ATP binding; single-stranded DNA helicase activity.
AUGGAUCACAUACGACUAUAUUUCCGGGAAAAUGAAGAGAAUGGAGGCAUCAUAGAGGCAUUCUACGCAACAACAAAGGAGAGGAUUAGAACAGGAGAAAUAUCUGUGAAGGAUAUAGAGGACGAUCUAGAGGUCGACAUUUUCUAUCUUGAAAAGCAUCUGGGCGAAAUAACCACUGUGGGCAUAGACCAUCUAAGGAGUGCGCUCACAAGGAUCAUUGAAGAGGCCAAGAAUGUCCUCAAAAAAACAUACAUAAGAAUAGUGCCCUUCACAGAGCCUGUGCCUUUCUCCAGUCUGCGCCAUGCAUCUGUCGGGAAGCUGUUCUCUAUUGUUGGAAUUGUCUCCAGAAUUGAAAGCGCAAAACCCAUCCCUACCGUUAUGAUCUUUGUGUGCAACAAGUGCAAUCUGGAGAUAGAGUACCACGCAUCCUCGGGAAUGUUUGCGAAGCCUGAAUACUGCAUAGACGCGUGCAAAUCAAAGGCGUUUACGCUUUUAAAAACAUCUCCUAAGAACGAAUUUCGAGACUACCAGAGGAUAAAAAUACAAGAGCUCUUCCUGACAGAGAUAGAAAGAAGGAAGGCAGGCUCUAUCAACUGCCUGGUUGAAAGGAGCUUUGUGAAUACGCUUCUCCCAGGCGACGCAGUGCACAUUCUUGGCACAGGCAUCGCAGAGGAAAGCGGAGAGGACGGGUACACCGUGGGAGUAAAGGCAAAUAACAUAUCUUUUCUAAAACAGAAAGACACACAGAAUCAGUACAUAUUUAUGCAGAGUGAUAUAGACGAGAUAAAAGCCUUAUCCAAAAACGAGAACAUCAUUAGCAUACUCAGCGAAUCGCUAUUUUUUGACAUAGUAGGGAACAGAGGAGUGAAGGAAGGCCUUCUGCUCUCUCUAGUAGGAGGAUCUUGCAAAAAGCACAAAAGAAAAGAGAUUCACAUGAUCGUGAUAGGUGAUCCCGGGAUGGGGAAGAGCAAAAUAAUCAGAAAAGCAUCAGAAAUACUCCCCAGAAGCAACUACAUAUGCGGAGCAACAACUACCGCAGGAGGACUUGGCCUUGCAAUGCAGUCCAACUCGGGAGGAGAAUAUGUCCUGGCUGCAGGCGCUCUAGUGCUGAGUGACUUAGGCCACUGCUUCAUAGACGAGCUGGAUAAAUUGGAUAACCCGCAGGUGCUAUUUGAAGCCAUGGAGAGCGAAGAAAUCACCAUAGCAAAGGCAGGGAUGGUGUGCGCUAUGCCCGCACGGGCUGCUGUUAUAGCUGCUGCGAAUCCUCUAUUCGGAAGAUACCACACAGAUAGGACUCUCCAGGAGAACAUAAAUCUCCCAGGAGAGUUUCUGUCUCGCUUUGACAUCAUAUUCAUUAUGAUAGACCAGUUUAACUCAGAAGAGCACAGCAGCAUAGCUAAACACAUACUUGGCCAUGAUGAGAAUGCCGAAUAUUCCCAGAGGAUAUCAUCAGAGGUAGCGCAGAAGUACAUACAGUAUGCAAGAGAGCAGAUCAAUCCAGUCCUAUCGUCCAGUGCCAGGGAAAAAGUUGUUGAAUUUUUCAAAAGCAUCAGACAAAAUAAAAUGUACAACGGCCGAAUAGUAGCACAGCCGCUCACUCCCCGCGUGAUAGACUCUGUGGUGAGAGUAGCAGAGGCCAUAGCCAAGAUACACCUGAGAAGCAUAGCUACGCAGGCAGAUGUGGAGCACGCGAUCUCCAUAAUUACGAUGGAAAACAUACUGGUGGAGCCUAAAAAGAAAAAGAAGGAGGCCCCGCAUAUGGUUUUUAUCCAGGGAAUAAAAAAAACAUGCCAGACCGAGAUAUCAGAAAAAGAGAUGGUAGAGAUAGGGGAAGAGCAGGGAUUAGACAGAAACGAUGUGCACAAGCUAAUCUACAGAUUCAAUGCAGAAGGUCUCCUCAUUAAAAAAGGCAGCGGUAUCUACAAGGUUCGAAUGUAG